This is a messenger RNA of Penicillium vulpinum, 315 nucleotides long. Its product is annotated as Dimeric alpha-beta barrel. The record is from RefSeq and is a predicted model, not a curated record. The transcript has a single exon. Gene Ontology annotation, molecular function: oxidoreductase activity. Lineage: Eukaryota; Fungi; Ascomycota; Eurotiomycetes; Eurotiales; Aspergillaceae. Bases 1 to 315 code for a protein of 104 amino acids.
AUGACUUUCUCUUCUAUUGUCAUGUACCCCAAUAAUCCCGACAUCCAGUUCGAUGAGCCCUACUACAUGAAAACCCACAUGCCCCUCGUUGAAGCCACAUGGAAGCCCCAUGGCCUGAUCAGCUGGAAGGUCACCAAGUAUCCCACCGCGUUCGAUGGCUCGCGAUCUGAGUUCCUGAUCAUGGCCACCCUCGAGUGGGAGAGUGAGGACUCCUUGAAGGCUGCUCUGCAGGCCCCUGGCACUGUGGAGGUGUUCGCCGAUAUCCCCAACUUCACCAACUCGAAGCCCGUCACUCUGGCUGGUUCUCAACUUUAA